AGAAAGAAGAAAAGGGCAAAGAGGGACCGCCCGCGACGCGGCGGGACAAUGAACAGCUUUUUGAUGGAAGCGCCGUGGCUAAGCUAAGAGCGGUAGUGCCGUGCAACUUGCUGCUUGAUUAUUCAUGUAUUCGACUAGCGACUACUCUCCGACGCAACUCUCCGUUUUCGAUGCGCGCCCUACAUGCUGUCGAAUACAUUACGUCGCGAGCGGCGGAGAUAAUGCGACGGAAAGGCCGCCGCGCGCUUCCCCUCCUUUUCCGCUUCCUCGCGAACGUCACCCCCGUCGCAUUAGCGACCCCCCGGCUAUUUACGCCGAUCGAGUGGAGCGUGCAAAAUUCAGCGCUUAAUGCUUUCUUCGUUUCUCCGCAUCUCUUUCUCUCUGUCGUCUCGUCGGGCCGUCGUUUUACACGGGGCCCCCCUUCCCACGUGCUGCGAAAUUAAAAUACUGCGAAAUAAAAUUUGUAUUCCGCCGGUGACGGUACGCGGCCGGAGAGCGGCGCGGAAGCCGCUGGAAGAUACGAGGGAAAACAUUCGGCGCGAUCAAUCGAGAAUCGAGGAAGAUGCGAGACACCGAAGUGCGCGACAGAGCGUGUUUCCCGCUCGCAGCGCGAAGCUUACGGCGAGAUUCGCGCAAAAACUCGGCUCGAUCGAGAGAGCGACGUGCUCUCUCCUUCGUGCUUCCGUUACUUCCGCGCGCUCGCUCUCGCAACACAACGACAACUUUAAUGAACUUGGACGCAAAGUCGCUCACGCUUGCUCGCGGUGCGCUCGCGGAGGGGAGAGAGAACCUGUCAGACGGCCUUUAAUAUGUCUCGCUGCGCGUUUACGCUGCCGGAGCCGUUUAAAUGAGUUUAUGAUCGAUUUAUCGCUUUCGUCGCCGGAAGCGCGCAUCCGCCGGAGUAUUCAUUUCCGGGGAAAUUUAAGCGUCAUACGCACACGCGCGCGCGGUAACCGUGGCGAGUGACGUCACACAGGUGUAACCUUUAAAAGCUACCAUCGAAGAAAAUUACGUUGAUUACUGUCGUGGAUGAAAUUUCAUUGCGGUAUACAUUUUCUAACCUGGAAGUAAAAGAAGAAAACGCUAUUAAAUAUUCCAUUAUUAUUGAAUAUUAGAUGGAGGAGAAUUAGGAGAAGAGCAGGAAAGUUAUCGUUUGCGGCGGAUAAUUUAACAUUUAAUAAGAACGAGAGAAAAUUAGCAUGGGCUGAAUCUCAAUCUCUCGUGGUAGCCCUUAACCCUUCGGUGCACGUUUUUUUUUUUUUUUUUUUUUUUUUCUAACGAAUAUAAUUUUGUGAAACUUGUUGUACUCGACAGUUCUUAGGGUCGCCGAAUACAAAUCCGGUGUGAAAAAUACGAAAUUCAAAAUGGCGGAUCCAAUGAAGCGGACGAAAUUUUCGAAAUCAGUCGAAUUCGCUGGAAAUUUGUUGUUUAAGAGUUUCCGAGGUUGCUAAUUAUAAAUCGUCGUUAGGUCUCGGGCUUUGUGCAAAGAAUAAGUUGAAGAUCUUCGAUCAACUAUCGAAUAUUUACACUGUAAAAAAGCGCAAUUAAUAGCCAUUUUCAAAUUGAAUUGUUUCAAUUCUAUAAUUAUGCUCGCGCCAUAUGAGAUCCGCGUCAUUUUGAAUUUUGUACUUUUCACACCGCGUUCCUAUUCAGCGACUUCAAAAACCCCCGAGCAACAAGUUCCAAGCGAAUUUGACCGUGAUUUCGAAAAUUCCGUCCGCCAUUUGGAAUUUUGUAUUUCUCACACCGGAUUUCUAUUCAGCGACACCAAAGAAACUCCCAGAUGAUGAUCUUAAAGUAUACGUUAUUAUCUAAAAUUUCAUGUAAACGAAUUAUCCUCUAAAAACGACAGUUUUGUCCAGUGUUUUGCUCAGCUUAUUAAUAAUUACUUAUUUAAAGUGACUCCAAAACUUGAUGUAUUAGUUAAGGGAGCAUUUGAGUAGUCCAGCAAUAUGCAAAAAAUAUGCUAAAGAAAUAUGUGACAAAUUUAAAUUAUUGGGAAAACAGGCUUGGAUGAGAUAGAUGGAUCACUGUGCAGCAAAGGUUAAGGGUUAAAAAUCCGUCGCGUGACGUCGCGUCUUGCGCGCGCGCGCUCGCGCUCUUCCUUCUCAUAAAUGCAUACAAUCUUCGAUGAACGGUGAUAGACUUUGUAACGAGUUUACGCGGGUUCGCCCAAGUGGUUAUCACCGGGGUCGGCGGCAGCGGCAGCUUUCCCCGGCUUUUAAUUUGUUUCCCAAUUCCUCGUCGGCCGGCGCGCGAACGCGGCCCGGCCGCCCUUUCACAGCGGCCGCGUAUAAAUCCAUUUUUAUCAGGCGACACGUCCGAUCGAAAUAUCGCCGGCGGUAUAUCCUGCUGACGACGUUCGCCUAAGAGAAAGCGCCGCGGAUAUUGUUCCGGUCGUUUUUAUCGCGGCGAGUAUCGCGCGAGGGCGAGCCGCACACUGUGUGUAUGCGCGCGCGCGCGUGUGUGUGCGAGCAGGACAGGUGUGCACGCCAUUUUCUCCUCACUCGGCUUGUUUAUAUUAAUACGGGAUCGCACGCGUCCGCCGCGACGAGCAACGACAUUUCCGUCGCGACAGAGCUGCAAGUGUGCGUCGCCGACCGUGGCGGCUCCCGCGAGAGGAACCGGCCGCCCGCGAGCGGCGGCGACCUGGAGCCGCGCUCCAGGAGAGGAGGACUCGCCGGAGAAAGAGGCGGCAACGCACUACUCGUAUCGGCUGGCUCGUCUUCGAUGCGGAGACCGCGCCGUCAACAUGUUCGCAUGCCUGUGGAAUUUCUUCGACUGGCUCGACCAGCCGGUGACCAACUCGACGCCCGGGAUGGACAACAAGAAGAUUGUCCAGUCGCCGACGCCGCCCGUACCCGUCCAGGUACGUAGUAAGCACGAUGGCUCGGGGGUGGCGGCUUCUGUGUCGGGGGUGCGUAGACGGAGCGGCCCUCAAGGGCUGCGCUCGCCCGCCGCAAAAAGGCCCCUCUCCGCCCCCGUUGCACUUCAGGGCUGGUUACACAAGCAGGGCUCGGAGGGUCUCAUGCUCUGGAAGAAACGUUGGUUCGUGCUCUCCGAGUACUGCCUCUUUUACUACAAGGGCCCGGAGGAGGAGAAACUGCUCGGUUCGAUAUUGCUACCUUCGUACCGAGUGACCGUGUGCAAGCCGGAGGACAAAGUCAACAAGAAGUUCGCCUUCAAGGCCGAGCACGCGAACAUGAGGACUUACCACUUCGCGGCCGACAGCCGCGACAGCAUGAACCAGUGGGUGAACGCGCUGACUCUGGCGACUCUCCUGCAGGAUCCCAGCCCCGGUGCGGGCGAAGCCGCGGUGGUGAUCGAGAUAGCCGGGCAGCAGGACGGCGAGCGGAGCGCCAGGCCCAGCGUCUCGUCGAUCUCGUCGAUCCUGAACCAGAGCGCCGACGACAGCGACUCCGGCUUCCACGGCUUCCAGUCGCGCGACGACCCGAGCCACGCGUCCAACAACAACUCCAGCCCGAACAGCGCCAACACUGCCUCCUUCCCGAACCUGAGCGGCAGCAACAGCAACGGCAACUCCGCCGGCAACAACCACACGAGCGACUCGCAGUCGUCGCACCCGAUGAUGAACGGCUGGAUCCAGCAGUCGCCGCAGUACGGCCAGCCCGGCACCUCGCAGCCACCGCCGGCGCCGCCGGCGCCGUCGUCGCAGCAGCAGCAGCAGCAAUACGGCCACUUGCUGCCGUCGCAGCAACUGCAACCGGGCCACUCGCACCAGCACCAGGCGCUGCUGCUGCAACACCUGCCUGCGCAUCAGAACCCGGCGCUGCCGAGCGCUCACCAGACGUCGCACCCGCACAAGCACCAGGUGCUGCUGGUCCAACAACAGCCGCAGCCACAGUCGCAGCAGCAGCCGCAGCAUGCCGGCGGCGGCGGCGGUGACCGGCUGCAGACCGUCCAGCCCAUGUCCCGCAAGUUCGGCCAGCCGAUCUACGCGAACGCGCCGCCGAAGCCGAGGAGGCUGACCGACGGCUCCAACGAGUACUCGACGCCGUCGCCGUCGCCGGAUUACCGCAAGAGCCCGGUCUCGCCGGACGUCGUCACGGUGGCCAGCAAGAGCCCGAUGUCCGACUACGAGGCCGCCGCCGGCGGCGGCCGCAGCGCGAUCUACGCCGCGCGGAUCAACCAGCAGCCGUCGCAGCAGAGCCUGCGCACCGACAAGUCCGGCCUGAAUUACGGCUACGGCCAGACCCAGCCGACCGAGAGGAGGACUCCGGACACGUACGGCCGCAACGCGAAGCCCCGGCCCGCCGCCGGCAGGCCCAACGGCGACUACGAGGAGGUCUACGGCACCCCGCAGCUCUACCAGAGGCCCGCCGGCCCGGUCGGCUACACCAAGAGCACCGCGCCGGCGCCCAUCGCCAUCCCGCUCUAUGCGCAGCACCAGCAGCAGCAGCAUCUCCAGCAGCAGAUCAAGCCGCCCGUCACGCCGCCGACCGUGUCGAUGGUGAGACAAUCGUCCAGAGCCCAACCGCCACCGCGGCCACAUAGCGCGGACUUUCUCGAGUACGAGGCGGCGAGGAGACCCCAGCAACAGCCUGCGCAAUGCGAGAAACCCCCGAAUCAGCCGAGGCGCCCGCAGAGGCCCAAGUCUAGCUUGGACAUAGUGAACCCGUCGGACACGACCAACGACGGUUACUUUUACUCCGAGGAAAGGUACGCGGCGCAGAUGCGCCAGUCCGCGGUUUACCUGCACCAGACGCCUCAGCACUAUCAGCAGCAGAGGAAUCAGUCUCUGUCACGCGCGACGAUGCAGCCGAAACUGCCGGGCAUCCGCGACAAGCCCGACGAAAGUAGAGUAUCCACCUUGCCGGACUCGUCGUGCCCUGCGCUGAGGCGCUCGCAGCAGCGGGAUCACGUUCAUCAGCAGCACACGAUGCCCAGUCAGUCGCUGACGCAGAGACAUUCCGAGAUGCAGAGCGACCGACGUCGCUUCUCUCGGAUUCGAUCGGAGCGUCACGCUCGAGCGUUCGUUCCCACCAGGAUCAUGGGCGCCGAUCCGAAGCUGCGGAGAUCGCUGCGCGAGAAGAGCUGCGAGGCGAACGGCCGCGAGACGCUGGCGACGCACGUCGGCGGCGGCGGCGAUGACAACACGGUGCCCCGAAGAGUGCUGCCGCGCGAGUACGACGGGUGGGGAAGGACGACGGGCCACGGUGGCCAUGGCACUCACAUCUCACAGACGUGUCACGCCGGUUACGCAGGUGGCGGCAGGCGAUGGAGCGAGCAGCAGCAGUUCUGUAGAUCGGCGUCGGCGCGCCUGCCGAGGACGCGACAUCCGGCCGCCCUCGACCCGGACGACGACGACUACGCGGAGAGGUCCUCCGAGCAGGACUCGCGGGAUGGCGAGCGCAAGAUUCAGCAGCGCGAAGAGUCGAUGAAGCGGCUGCUGGAAUGGAAGCAGCGUAUGCUGCAGUCCCCGCUGACGCGCAAGCCGUCCGGCUCGGCGAACCGCGGCAGGGCGCAGAACGAUCUGUCGAGUUACUACAAGCAACAGGCGCUGCUGGACUUGGCAGCGCACGAGGCCGCCGUCGCGGAGGGCCGUCACUCUCGGCGGCGGGAGGACGGCCACCGCUCGCACAUCAGGAGCAAGAGCUCGGACGGCCGGCGGACCGCCGCCGCCAACGUGUCCCGCUACAACAGCUACUCCAGCGAUGACGAAGAGCUGGGGGAUGUCCGGAGGAAACGUACGCGCAGACCUUCGCAUGCAGGAAGGAGCCCCCGACACGCCGGCGACGACCGGCCACCGGCGACGUCGGCCGUCCAGGACGUCACGUUGCCCGCCGGCCGCACGAGCGUUAAUCAGCCGCACGGCCAAUCGCACAAGGCGCAGCUUAACGCUCGCUGCAGAGCCGGCCCGGGUGGAGGCGGCGCGCCCGUCGCGCUGUCCUCUCUGGGUGGCAUACCGCCGGACGCGGGUUACGACGAGGUGAGUUUCCCGCCGCCUCCGCCGCCACCGCCGCCGCCGCCGCCGCCGCCGCCGCCGCCGCCGUCGUCGUCGUCGUCGUCGUCGUCGUCGUCGUCGUCGUCGUCGUCGUCAAUAAGAAACGACGAGUACGCAUACGCAGCCGCGCUGUCGGCGGACAAGCGGUCGAGGAAACGGCCCGAGGAGGUCGCCUUCGAAGAAGCCGCGAUCAGGCACAAGAACAGCCCGCGGAAGCCGCCGGGAGGAAUCCUCAAGACCUCGAGCGUUUACGGUUUCGAGCGGCAAUUCGUCGACGGCGGCGACAAGACGGAGAACAGCGACGGCGGCGGCGGGCUGUGCGGUUAUCGCGCGGCCGACGCUUGGCACGUGGCGAAGAACGUGCAGUGGGACGCCAAGGAGGACAACGACGAGUGGGGGGACCCCGGCAUCGACGAGAGCAAGGUCAUCAAGGAGUUCUCUUACCAGUACAUCAGGCCGAAGGAAGCCGGCGACGCCAAAACGGACGAGAGGCAUGAGUCGAUGAACCUGGUGCAAUGCAGGAUCCGCUCGUUCGAGAUGAACCUCGACGGCGCCGCUUCCGAGAAGGAGGUGCUGUCCAUGCAGGAGCCGCUGAAGGUGUCGCCGUUGCAGGCGAUCGAGGCUCACAUCUCGAAGCUGGAGUGCUCCAACUCGAAGACUUCGUCCGUCAUACGCAGCUUCGCGCUCGGCGACCCGAACGCCGCGGAGAACUCUUCUAGGUACAAGAGCGUCGAGCAAGGCCACUCCAAGCAGGCUUCCAGCGACAGCAACAAGUCGGUGAAGGACCUGUUGGCGGACUUCGAGCGCAAGUCGCAGCAGGCCAACUGGCAGAAGUGCGAGAAGCGGCAGGAGGCGAAGCACCACGCCGAUCAUUGCGAGAGCGAAGCACUGCGCUACGCCGCCGCGAUCGGCAGCUUGGACCGCCGAGGACACAGGAGAACCUGUGUCGAGCGGGAGAAGCUCAUCAUGGACAAGGACAGCGACGACAGGGACGAAGAUCAGGUCGCGCAGUGUUUCACUGUGGACACCCUGUACGCAGAUGUUGGCAAGCAAAUCGACGGCUCCUCGAGGCAAGGUAAGCCGAUCGCCUCGGAGGACGGUCUAGCUGAGCGAUGCCUGCCGAGGCCCGCCGACAUGGACAUCGUCGUCUCGCCGGGUUCGCCGACGCGCGACAGGACUAGCGUGACCGAGUCCUUGCUGACGCACGGCGACCAGUUCUCCGGCGACAGUGACCAGCCGACCAGCUGCAUCUCGAAGCAGGACGACGCGAGUGUCGAGGAUCAUUACCUGCCUAUGACGCCCAGGAAAGCCAUACUCGACCCGAACGGCGACGACCGGCCGAACCCGAAGAUCAUGGAGAGCCUGUUCGCCAAUCUGGAGCACGAGGAGAGCUCUUACGUGGAGAUGUCGCAGAACGGGAUGAGUCGCUCGUUGCUGGCGCCAAACGGAGACGGCGACAAGCACGAUUCCGGCGACUACUCCACCCUGGACACGUCGCACUAUGAGCUGGUGUGCGUGUCGGACAGCAAGAUGGAGCCGGUGUACAUGGAGGUGAGCCAGUUGUCUGAGAAGGAGGACGAAGAGAGCGGCGGCGGCGGCGGCAAAAUGUCGACGAGGCGAAACAGCGCCAACGACGGCGCGACGCAUCCCCGAGCCGACCUGCCCGACAUUCUGACGGCGCUCAAGUCCGACAGUUCCGACGCCGACGACGAGUCGUCCAAGGACUUGGACUCGAUCGACGCGCCGCGGCACCCGCGCUUCAGCCUGUCCGACACUUUCCGGCCCGCGUCUUACUACCUGGGCGCCAGCCGCAACAUGAUCGCCGAACUGCACGACUCGUCGGACAGCGAGCUGGUGUCUCCUCCGCCGAUACCCACCUCCCCGCCUCCCCUGGACGACCUGGACUCGUUGGAGAUGCAGGAGUCGUUGGAGAUGAAGAAGGUCUCGCCGCAGGUGGCCACGGGCAAGGACAACGUCGCGCUGAGUCGCGACUCGCCCAAGUCCUGGAGCAAGCCGUUGGGUCAGGUGGAGGCGCACAGGCCGCCGUCGCGCUUCUCCGACGCGACCAUCAGCUCCACCUUCAGAGGCAGCAGGAUAUCGCUGGAGAGCACGUCAGGCGGCAGCGACACGGUCGAGCUGAGGAACGACGAGGAGGCGCGGCACAGGCAACUCAAGAGAAGACCCGUCAGCGACGACGUAUGCGGCGCCCUCGACAGCCUCGACGAAUACGAGUCGUUGAGCAGCCGCUUCGACGGCACGAGCAUUGACCUCGAUCAGUACCUGGAAGAGCUGCAGGCCCGGGACGCCUUCAACGUCGACCUCUACGCCAAGGAUCUCAGUUACAACAGCAUCUACGGCUUCAACGAGAACAUGCUGGUGGUGGACAAAUUGCAGAAGACCACUCACUGCCAGGACCUCACUAGGAAGAUGAAGCUGAUGUCGAGCAACCUCGACCGGCCGUUCGACUACGCCUGUAAGAACAAGACCGGCUCCGCGAGCAGCCUGCCGUCCAUGAGGGUGUCGGACCUGCCGCCAGCCCACCAACACUCGCAGUCCUUCACCGGAGACGCGCACUACGAGAACAUCACGAGCUUCUCGCCGCUUCGGGGCUCGCCGGCGAUCCGGCCGGACAGCGAACCGCCGCGCGACAACAACGUCGUCCACCGGCUGCAGAGCGCGCCGCAGAACGGCAGUGGCGGCGCGCUCGCCAUCUCGCACAGCAGGGACUCCAGUUACUCGCUCGCGUCCGCCGCGGCGUCCAUCGCGACGUCCAUGGCCUGCCAGAGGCCCGCCAGCGCGCAGUCCUUCAUGUACUCGCCCGUCAGCUCCGUGUCGUCGGUGAAUCACGUCGCCCUCGCGGCCAACCAGCUGCAGCAAAGCAACGUUGCCGCGGCGAGUCCCUACGCCGGCGAGCAGCCUCGUUUCCCGAAUCACUCGCGCUCCGCCAGCCAUGAGCUGUACGUGCGGCACACGCUGAUGCCGACGCCGAGCCACCAUCGCUCCACGUCCAGCCAGGACUGCAGUCAUUACCCGUGCUCGUUGGCGCCGCCGCCGCCGCUGCCGCUGCCGCCGCCACCGACGACGACACCGGUGUCGACGUCGUCGCAGAGCGUCGUCAAGCAGUCGGUGCUGCAGUCGUACCUGCCGAACGCCGGCGAGCAACGUGUGCUGACCAGUGCCGACCAAACCGGCGCGCCGUAUUACUACUCCGAUCUCCAGGCCAGCGUGAACAACGUGAACACCGAGCUGGCCAAGCCGACGAUCGGUCACAGCUCGAGGUUACCUCAGCUGAACAACCAGAGGGACGACGCGAGCGGCUUGAACAAGCGGAACGACAUCGGCCGCAUAGUGAACCCGAUCGCGCGGCAAAUGCCGCGGCGCAUUCAAGUGGACGACAUCGAGGAGGCGAGGCGCAUCGCCGCCGAGCUCAGGCGCACCACCUGCCAGUUGCUGGCCGACAACAAGGCCGCCCUCGUGGACAAGAGGAACUUCUACGAGGCGGACACGCUGCGUCGCGUCAAGUCCAUCGACCCGCUGCCGCCGGACGUGUCGUUGGCGGAAGUGAACGCCAGGAACCUGUACCCUCACGGUCUCAGGGAUAAGUCCGCUGAUCCGGUCACGGCCAGCACCGGCCACACUGCCGAGUCCAUAGCGUAUAUCGCGCAGGCGUCUCAUCGUAGAUCGAGGUCCCUGGAGGGACUGCUCGACGACGUCGGCCUGCAGAAUUUGAUGGAACAGCGUAACCGAGCGAACCGCUCGGCGGCGGCGGCGGCGGCGGCGACGGCGACGACGGCGGCCGCUACCGCCGCCGCGUUCUCGGCCGCUUCGGUCGACCAGCUGGAGGCGCCGAGGCAGAGCCUCGCGUUGGCAGCCGGCGACCACGCGGCCGUGAACGACAGCGUGAACUUCCAUGUGGACGACCCUUGGGAGCAGGACACCCUCUGGUGCGAGAAUCUCCGGAGGGUGAGCCUGCGAAACGCGCGUUCGCUGGAUAACCUGGACAGUCCACCGCGAGCCGGCGGCGGCUCCUCCUCCGGUGACUCCAAGUCACGCAGCAGGAUCACCCGCGGAGCGACCUACGUGAACGACAGCGUCGUCCUGCGCAGGGAUCACUGCGCGGACGAGCCACGCGGUGAACGAGCGCGAGUCAAACGCCGAACGAACAAGGAUCGCGAUCAUCUCGCGCGGGAACGCGCGGCGACGUUGGUCGACGACGACGACGACGACGACGACGACGAGGACGAGCACGAAGACGUGGACGAUGACGAGAACGACGUCGUCGCCACCUACGAGACCCUGUCGAUGGAGCGGAUCGGCGCUGGCGGUUACGUGUGGGACCCGCAGAACGAGGCCUACCGCAAGCCCAGCAGCCGCGCGGCCGACGCGACGAAUCAUUUUUUAGAAGACGGCAACCUUCCCCCGGCUCGCUCGAUAUCGGACGCCCGAAUGUCCGCGGCGUCGUUCGAGCUCGACCGAGAGAAGCUCCGCCAAUGGGACUUGUUGUCGAGCGCCUGCUUGCUCCAGGAACAGCAGCGCACCUCGAUGGCGGACUCGGGGCGAGGGUUGCCGCUCGCGGAACAUCCUGGAGACGCGCUCGAUUCAAGGCACGCUGUCGUCGCGCCGUCGUCGACGACGACGACGACGACGACGACGACAGCAACGACGUCGACGAUGAUGAAGACGACCAUGACGACGACGUCGACCAUGACAACGACGACGACGACGACGACGACGACGACGAUGACGACGAUGACGACAGAUACAGUGAUCGACAACGAGCGGUUAGACGUUGUCGCAAAGCUCGAUACCGCGGACGUGCGCAAUGUCUUGCCGAUGAGGACGAUGCCGACCAAGAAGGUGCAAGAGCCGAGGGAGCCGUGUAAACGGGCUGCAGCGUCCGGCUCGGGCUCCGUCAUAGGAAGGGAUCCGCUUCCGCCGAGGGCCGUCAGCACGUCUCAUCUGCCUCAAAGAACGCUGACUCAAGCGCCGACGGUAGUGUCCACUCUUCCGUUACCGAGAAGCAGCGCCGCCGGCCAUCAUCGGCAGCAGCCGCUUCCGCUCCAUCACUCCACUCCUCAGCACCAGUCUCUCAGACAGCUGGAGGACGAGCCGGCCACCUCGCAGAUGCUCAGGGCCGCCAGCAACGGCGACAUCCGCAGAGGCCCCGGCAUGGUUACCGGCAACGAGAUGAAAGACCUGAGGUUAGCAUCGCCGGGCGGUCAUUCCACUCAGCGAUUGAUCAGUCCGGUCGGACACUUGCGGGUCGCCUCGUUGAACGACCACCGUGUGUCCAGCCCGAGCGACAGCGAGAUACGCGUGCACAGUCCGAGCGAGAGAAAAAUGAUCAGCCCGAUCGGCAGGGAAGUCGACCGCGGCGGAGGCGCGACGGCGGGUCAGCGGCAAGGCCAGCAGCAGCAGCAGCAGCAGCAGCAGCAGCAACGGGCGCGGGACUGCAACGAGCUGCUGCAUAAAAGGAGUAACGUCAGCUCCCAGAGAGCGGAUGCUGGCGGCAGGGUGACGCAAGCUGGCGCUUCCGGCCUGGUGCGCGUGUCCGCCGGCGAGCUCCUCGGCAGGACCCACGAGGAAUUGGUGCUGCUGCUAAUCCAGCUGCGACGGCAGAACGCGACGGUCCUCAAGGCGAUGGAGACGUGCCACAUGGAGAUCGAGGCGCAGGCUAGACUGGCGGAGCUCGACACGCCGAGACGGCUGGAGAAUCUUCAGAAGCUCGAGGAACUCAAGAGACACCUGAUGGAUCUUGAGAAGCAGUACGAGAAGAGCAAGCCUCUCGUGAACCUCGUGGACAACAUGGUGAAACUGGGCUCCCUGUACAACCGCAACACUGCCAACGGGACCAGCAACGCUCCCGGCUCUCGGCACGAUCCGAUGCAUGAGAACGCGAGGGAUCACCGCGACCGUCUGGAGUUCAACCAGAGGGUGCAGGAGCAACGGCUGCUGGCGGAGGAGCGCAGGGACUGGGAUCGGCUGAGCCCGGAUCACGGGCAGCUGCAGGCCAAAGUGCAGCAACUCUACAAACUGGAUCGAUUGCUUCAAGAGGAAUCUGGCACGCUGCACAGUCUCCAACAAGACAAGGAAAUACUGGAGAAGGCUCUGGGCGGGCUGCGGCACAAACUGCAAGGCAGCAGGAGCAAUUUGGCCGAGGCCGAGCGAUAUCGGAAGCAGCAGCUCCUGCUGGAGCGCGAACUGAGCAGGGUGCGAGUGCUGCUCGCUCACAACUCCAAGGUAAAGCCGGUAUUCUUCCAGAAACUCGAGGAAACGGUGGCGGAGAACGCGAGAUUGGAGCAGGACUUGGUCGUGCUCAGGCAGAAGCUGCAGGCUUCCCGCAGAUACGCCGGCAACAUAACCCGAGACACCUCGAGUACUACCGCGCCAUUGGAGGCGGAACUAAGGCGAGUGCAGCAGCUCGUGGGCGACCUGCAGAGGCAGCGGAAGGAACUGAGCAUUCAAGUUCGCCAAUUGACGGAGAAAUCGCACAGUUUGGUGCAGCAAAUACGCCCGCAGGCCGCGCACGCCCCGCAGGUGCACCACCCGAAGAAGCGCACGCAGAACUCCUGGCUGGAGACCGACCUGGACUCCGGAAUAACCCUGGACCACGGCCUGGACUCGUCGUCGAGCCCGCCCUUGUCCGCGUCGCCUCCUAGCAAGCACAACGACAAUCCUCACCAACGCUACGGCUCGCCUACGCAAUACAAAGACUCGUCGCCGUUGAGUCGCCAUCCGAAUCAACAGCCCUACGCGCAGCCCUCGCAGAAUCACAUAUCGGCGCUGUCGCCGCAGCUGCGCGAGCAGAUCCAGCAACAUCAAUUGAAGCAACAGCUGCUGAAGGACCAGAUGCAGGGCAAGGGCAGCACGAUUCAAGUGGCGCCUCUCUACGUCAACACGGACUCCAGGGUGCCGGGUGAUUACAUCACCGACACGAGCAAGCACAACGGAAGCGUGCUGAACGGCGCGCCAAAUCCCGCUCCGGAAUACAUCCCGCCGCCGCCGCCGCCACCGCUGAGCGAGGAGGCACUGCUGUUGAAUGACAAUUACAGACAGAACGAGGACAACAAGUUCGCCGGUUUGAUGCACAAUCGCGAGAAGCAAGAGAUCAAGACGGUGCGCAUAGUGAAACGCGAGUCGGAGAGACGACAGAGGGACCGCGGCGACAGGACCGGCAACCUUGGGAUCCCGCUGACGAACGGCCUUCAGGCACCGGGUGGUGCCAAGAGACUGUGCGACGAUGACUUGGGAGGCUCCCAAAAAUUCGAGAAAGCGCAGCUGGGCAGGGUGGUGGAAGAGUCGCCGAUCGUCCACGCUCAAAGCACGGUUCAGCUGUCCGAGCUGGACGACGUUCAGUUCCAGAGGAGCAUGUCCCUCCCGCGCGGUUUCGGCGGGCAAAAGCAGCACUCCGGGGUGCACUACGGACCGGUGGUCCCUCCACCGCGCAGCGACAGCAUGCACGCCCUGAAGAGCAUGAUGGCACGACGGCACAAAAUCAGGUUCGAAAGUCACGACGGCAGCUCCGAUAGCACUUUGUCGCCGUACACGGACAGUACCACGUCCAGUUCUCACAUGGCGAUGAGCUCGCCCAACUACUCCACCACGUCGUCGUACAGCCCGAGCCAGAAUCCGAGUUACCCGCCGCAAACCGCCGCCGCGGCGCAGCCGCACCAUUACUACAACCCGCCCGGGCCUUACCGGCACUACGACGGUGCGGCGUCGUCGUCGAUCAGGCCGCCGGGCAUCCUCGCGGGCGCGAUGAGCCCCGAGCUAACGUCGCCGACGAACGUUGGCGUGCACGAGAGACCGGCGACGGCGAUCGCAGCGAUCGCUUCGGGCGCGCCGAGCACGAAGACGUCCGAGUCGCCGCAACUGUCGCCGGUGUUCAAGAGCGAGGCCGCCAAACAGAUAAUCAAAGAGAUGACGGAGAAGAGGGUGGAAGGGCCGCGACGAAGGCAGAUCCCGCGGGAGAAGAGGCGGCACUACACCGUGUCUAGUAGCAAACCGGUGCUCGACUUACAGGACACUUUCUCCAAGAUGGGCAUGGGUAGAGCCAGGGACGACUUGGACAUGGAGAGAGCGCUGAGACCGAGGAUAAACGCUCCCGACGUCGUGCGAUCGACGUUGAGCCACAAGGAGCUAAAGUACAAUGAGAGCACCAUAGACCAGCUGUUGGGCACGCCCAACAAAAUCGUCAUCCCCGAGCGGUAUAUUCCUGAACAGACGCCGGAAUUGACGGCGGAGGAGCAACAGCAACGCUUGAAGAAGGCUGAGGCGAUCAGGAAGAUGCUCUCGGAGACGACCGUGACCGCCCCGGAAGGAGGUGACGACGAGUCCAAUGUGGAGAAGUCAGACACCCUGAAGAGGAAAGUGGUGGAGGAAAAGCGGCAGCGGGAGCACAUUCUCCAGCUGAAUCAGAUAUUGGCGAAGCAAGUGAUGGAGAAAAGCAAAAUGGUAGCGGUGAAAGCUCUGGCAACGCUACCGCUGAAAACCGAGUCGAGCUUAGACGACGAGGACCUCUCACCCGUGGCUCCCUUGCCGCUUUAUCAGCAAAGAGAGAACUACUAUUCGUAAGCUGCUCCUAAGAGCGCGAAGAACCCUACUGCCAAUGCGAGGACGAGAGAAAGCGAGAAAGAGAGAGAGAGAGAGAGAGAGAGAGAGAGAGAGAGAGAGAAAACACGGAGGAACGUUCCUCUCCGGCGCGCUUAGUUUAAGAGGAAACUCGCGCGGGAAUUCGUGCGCUCAGCACCGAGCAAGCCCUUUCUUUCAUUCGCACCUCGAGAGACUGUACAUAAUCAUCGACUAAAUAAAACGAUAACAAAAGUAGCUGUGACAUAUUCGUUAAACGGUUAAGGAGCUCGUGUGACGCGGCGUCACGAGAGAACGUCGAUUGCAAGCUCACGGACUGUAAUUUCCGCACUUGCCGUGUGCGACGCGGAGAGCGGAGCGGACGCUCACCGCUCUCUCUCUCCGUGUUAUAUAUCAGACUGCGAGACAGCGAGAGAGACCUCGAUCUCGCGACGACCGCUUGUCAUUUUUUUACACCGACCUUUUACAUUCGACGCUGGGUGAGCGAGAGCGGCUGCCGCCGCCGACGUCUCGCAUACGAAAACGAAGUCACUCUUCCGCGCGACGGAUUUUCACGUCGACGCGCGGACUUUGGGAAACCUUUUAUCGCGUCUCUAUGCGCGCAACCGUGAAAGUUCUCUACACUUUUUUCGAAUCGAUGUAUGUAUUUAGAAAUGUAACGAGAGAGAGAGAGAGAGAGAGGGAGGGAGAGGGAGAGACGCGCUCGGUGCUCCUCGACUAGGAAGACUCCGACUCCGACGCGCGGUCGCGCGUCGUUUUACGUACAAUCAUUUUCACGAUGCGAAAGCACUUUUAUAUGACCGCGAGCGACGCGGUCGCGCGGACCGCCACCAAAGUCUGAGCGCAGCAGCAGCAGCAGAAGUCGUAGAUCUCGAACGGCGCGGGACGAGAGCUCGUCGUUCGAGCGACGCGACGUGCGAGCGUCGCGAGUUAUUGGAGGCAGGGAGAGAAGGAAGAGAGUCGAGCGCGGGAGAUAUCAAUAUAUCAGCGCAGCGCGCGAGACGCCCUUAAGGGGGGGAAUUACAUGCGGAAGACCGUUUUCGAGUCUGUUUUUACGAAUUCUUUCAACAGAAACAGUAAGAGCAAUGGACUUGAAAUUUCCACAGUGUAUUCAUUAACGUCCAAAAUAUAAAAUAAAUUUGGUUGAAUCACAAGAACCGAUCCAAUUUGCAAUUGUAGAUAAAAAUGCAGUCAUCCGUUUGCGAGCUCUAUGUUUGCUGUCAACAUAAUUCCAGAUCUCUCACUACUCUGAAACUAACUAGUAAGAAAGAUUUUUAAAAUGUUCGACUGCCCAUUAUAGCCCGUAGCAAAAUGAAGCCAGGUUUGGAAGAAUAAUGACUGUAAAAAAAAAUAGUAUCGAAAAUGAAACUUUUUUCAACUUGUAAUCAUGUUUAAAAAAAUGAAUAAAAUAAAAUAUAACUGUGUUCGAGAUAGGUGCGAAAACUGCAUGUCUACUGUAUAUUGCGCAAAAAUUUCAAGUUAUUCGGUUCAAUAUUUCUCUUGCGUAAUCGUGUCGACAGUUUGAGAAAAUGGUGUUUCCAGAUAAACGCGAUUAAAGUUUUAUGCGUACUUUCCAUAUGGAUAGUAACAAAUUUAUUUUAUACCUUGAACAUUAGUGAGUACACUUUUGAAAAUUUCCAAAAGUCCAUUGAUCCUACCGUUUCUGUGAAAAAUAUUCAUGAAAACAGCGUUGAAAGGCGACUUGCUCCGCGUGUAAUUUCGCCCUUGAGCGCGUUGAGAGAUCGAGCCUCGAUAGGGAUCUUACUCGCCGAACUCGAUUAUCGGAGGGACAGGGGCUCUCGGAUCCCGAGGGAUUCGCCGAGCGCGGCGUGAUUAGCGUGUAAACUAGAUUGUAAGGAGCGCAUGAUACACACGCUUGCGAGACGCCCGUUACUGUUAGCGUUGUACGCGAUUUGCCACGGGCCAUUUUAUAGCAUGGCAUCUUAAUGUUUAGAGCAGAGAGUUGCGUAACGCAGAGAGUCGCGCGGGACGGAGGUGUGUGCCAAAUAGUCGCGGCGGCCGGCGACGAGCGAUCGAGCUCGCGACCGAAGCAACCGAAGUCGAUCGUCGAUCGACGGACCGCCGCCGUCCUCGGGAGAACGAGAAACGCGGAGCAACGCGGGUAAACGCGCGCCGACGGCGACGAGGCCGUAAGUCUGACUGUAAAAAGGAGUCGCGAGACGCGCUCGCGCGCAACAUCGGCGUGCCUCUCGUUUCGUUCGCUCGACCCGACCGGGUUUCAUCCGGACUCGUCGAACCGGACUCGAGACCCGCUCUCGUUGAGAUGCGUUCGUAACGGCCGGCGUAAAUACCGUCUCGCGAACGGCAGGGAGGAGAAUUCGGCCCACGGUCGAAUUGGCUCCCCUUAAUCUGACCGGAUUAAUUAAUCCACCGGCGGCUUAAUUCGUCAACGCGGAAGCGAAUUUCCGCGGGCGAGAUUGCGAGGUUCGGAUCAGGCUCGAUCGGCUCGAACCUUCGUCCGGUCGAGCCAGGCCUACGUCGAGCUGUUGUCUCGUCGAUCACUGUACCCCUCUCUAGCAUCAAUUUUUCUUUCCCUUUAUAUUUCGUUCGUCGAGAGAUAUAUUCUCAAUGUGGUAACCGCUUGCGCGCUCGCUUUUAUAGCUAUAACGUCUCAGUUGUUUGUAGAAAUUAAUUUCGGAUUAUUAACCCUUCGGUGGUGCGAAGCGUCUGUCAGAUCAGCCUGUCUACCUGAUCUCUCCGCGCGUUGAGGCGCAGAAAAAUUGGAGAUUUAUUGUACCUCACUCUCUUCGCAAUAAAUUUGUACAUAGACAUAGGCAUUAUGCACGCGUUUGUUUAAGUGUACACCUUCGCUCGCGUUAGUGCUCGUCGGAAAAGGGAGAUUUCUUUCGGGCUGCUGUCGACAAGGAAUUACAAAACCGGCAACCACCGAACAGUUAAUAAUAAUAAUAAUAAUAAUAGUUAUAACAAUAAUAAUAACGACAACAAUAACGAUAAUAAUAAUAGUAAUAAUGAUAAUAAUAAUAAUAAUAAUAAUAAGAAAGAGGCGGAGGCGUUCCUCCAUUCCCAGGCAGCGCAAGACUUUCCGGAAUCAUCCUGAGUGUGUCCAGGAUGUUCCCCAGGCGAGCGUCCUGAAACCGUCUCGACCCGAGAUGUGAUCUCAGGACACUGUGCCAUCUGGGUUUUAUAAUCACCAGCGGCACACACGUACACAAACAUACACACACACACACACACGCAGGAAAUCAUGAAGAAACUCAUUAUUUCCCAGAGACUAUAGACUCACCCCUCCUCCCUCGAGUAUCCACCCCGGUGUUGGAGAAAUAAUGAUGACGAUGACGAUGCUAAUGAUGGUUACGAUGAUGGACCGGCGCCCUUUAUUGAGUGUCUCUCCCUUCUUCGUUUUUUAGAUGUCCAAUCCCGUGUGGCACGCAGUAUCACUCGCGGCGAUUUAGCCAUUAGGCAUUCUACACGUUCUCGGCCCCCCCCCCUCCCCUCCACGAGUUCGUAGAGAUAAGUUUUUAUAACGACGAUAAUAUUACCCGCGCGCGUGUGACACAAUCCGCGAUCGUCGCGAUCGCGCGCGCGGCGGGACACGCGAAUUAUUGUAAAUACAAUUUUAUCGUGUACGCGGCGAUAACGCGACGCGACGCGCGACGAAACGACUGACGCGAAAACGAGCGGCUGCCUUUUCGCGAUCGCGCGCCGCAACUGAAGUUCGCCGCGCGCCACGUACCGACGUCGAGAAUCGCAGCGCGAGCGAGCGAUCGACCGAUCGAUCGGUCGGUCGGCGCGCAAUCGAUAUCGUUUCGUCGCUGAUCUCAAACGGUGGCGCGAACCGGCUCGCAGGAACCACGGCAGACGCGCGCGCGGCACCGAUGCGAUACUCUAUUCGUAUAGGCCAGGACACUACGCGAAUUAACACGAGAACAAGAACUGUUAUUGUUAUAAUGAUGAAAUAAAAAUCGUACGACGAA
Harpegnathos saltator (Jerdon's jumping ant) is the source of this 18510-nucleotide messenger RNA. RefSeq lists its product as uncharacterized. The record is from RefSeq and is a predicted model, not a curated record. NCBI's taxonomy places the organism in Eukaryota, Metazoa, Arthropoda, Insecta, Hymenoptera, Formicidae. The coding region runs from base 2753 to 14539 and encodes 3928 amino acids. The transcript has 30 exons.